This is a messenger RNA of Ilex paraguariensis (yerba mate), 663 nucleotides long. NCBI's taxonomy places the organism in Eukaryota, Viridiplantae, Streptophyta, Magnoliopsida, Aquifoliales, Aquifoliaceae. The record is from the annotation of a GenBank genome assembly.
AUGGUGAGUGAAUUACCUGAUGGGAUUGGUAAUCUUAAUCUAGAGCGUUUUGUCAUCCAUGAGAACAGCUUCACUAACCUUAUUCCAACUAAAAUAGUCAAUAGUUCAACUCUUAAAUGGCUGGCCCUGAGUAACAAUGAAUUCUUUGGUUAUCUUCCAUUCAGCAUGGGGCUAUGGCUUCCUAAUCUCGAAGGACUUGUGCUCCAUCACAACAAGCUGGCUAGAAUAAUCCCAAGCUCCAUCUCGAAUGCUUCAAAGGUUACCAUCCUAGGCCUGAAUGGCAACUCACUCACCAGAGUUAUUCCUAAUCUUGGUAAUUUAAAGCUCCUUUCCUAUCUUCUAGGGGAAAAUAAUCUGGCAAAGGAAUCCUCCACUCCAGAAUUGAGAUUUUUCUGUUCUUUAACAAAUUGCAAAUACUUGAUGUUGUUGGAAUUGUCACUCAAUCUAUUAAAUGGCAUCCUCCCAGUGUCAUUGGGGAAUCUCUCUACUUCUCUUGUAUUUUUGGGGGCAUUUGGAUGUAAACUUAAAGGGGAUAUUCCUAGUGGAAUUGGAAACUUGAGCAACUUGGAGAGGUUAUGCUUAGAUAGCAAUGAGUUGACAGGAUUCAUCCCGAGAGGACUCGGGAGAUUGAUGUCUCACACGGUUAUAUCUCGAGCACAAUAG